AUGACAAGUACUUUUUAAGAAAGGUUUAAAGGCAAAACUUCUUUAAUGACAAAGGAAGGUGUAGAUGGAGUUAUUAAGGAUUCGGAUAAUCCAAUUAGGAAAAUUAAUGAAAGACUACCAAUGUAAAUGGAGGAUUUUACUGGAGCAAACAGAUAUUAAAACUAAAAGAAAGAGGCAUAAACAUUCGAUAUAAACCGCCCAUUUUUUAGUCCAGACAGAAUAUAAAACCAAAAUAUUUAUUCAGUAACAUAUAGCAAACCUAAUAAGAGUGUAGAUUAACAUCUCCUCGUCCAUAACUAACAUCUGCCACCAAUUUAAGGAAUGUACCAACAAAAUUUACCUCCGAAAUAUCCUUAGUAGAUUAAUGUUAUUUAGUAUUAGCGAUCUCCAGUCAUGAAUGAAAUGGAUAGUAUCGAUCAACAAAUGGAAUAAAUAAAAUACUAGCAGCAAAUGUAAAAUCAGAUGUAGCAGUAAAUGUAGUUUUAGUAGGGAAGUCGCUAAGCUCUGAAUUCAAACUUUAUGACUCCAAAUAAUAAAACGCCCAUAAUGAAAUAAACAUUUUAAACAGAUAAUGGAAUUCAAACAUAUUAAAGUAACUAAAAUCCAAAAUAAGCUUCAAGCUUAAAUAGCAUUAAAAGUAAUCCUAGUGAAUCAGGAAAAAAAAUUUAUGCACCAAUUUCUGCCAACUUAAAUAAUAGAUCUUAGUAGCCUUAAUAAGUUCUGCAAGCAAUACCUUUUAAGGGACUAAAUUCUGCAUAAAGCUCUAAUUCUACAACUUCAACCCUUUAGCCUAAGAAUAUAGCUUAUCAAAAGGAGUCAAUUGAUUCUAAAUAUUCAAAUGGUAGUUAAUUUAAUAACAUUCAAGCUAAAAAUGGUUAUAAUAUGAUUUAUAAUAACUUAAAUAAUUCUUACUAGUAAAACUCUAGAGAAAUGCUGCAACCACCAACCUACGCAAAUUAUGGAUAACCUUUACUUAUAAAUUAGCAAUCGUAACCUUAGCAACCAUUUUAUUAAUUCAAUAAUAAUGGUUAAUUUAAUAACUUGCCUUAAUUGUCAGCUUAAAAACCUUACAGUUAAUAGCCUUAUUAGAUGCCUUAAGAUCAUCCUGAUUUUAAUACAAGAGCAUAUUCAGCCAAAUUUAAGAUAAAAACACUUGAAAAAUAAGAAAACGGGGGCUUUUAAUAGAAUGAUAAUUAAUACGAAGAAGCUCCUUUUUUGAAAGAAUAGAAGAAAACAGAAGUUAAAAGAAUAAGGAAUUAAUCUAGAGAUAACACCAAUAAAAGUCUGAAUGAAAUGCCUUCUUCCAGUAAUAGUUUGAGCAACUAUAAACCCUAUACAUUAAAUGAGUAUAAAAGUAUUUAAAAGAACGCUAAUUAUAAGUUAGGAGGUCUAGGACCAAAUGUUGGAAAUGAAGAUUGGCAACAAAAAAGAGAGUAAUUAGAGAAAAGAUAGGAAUUUGCAAAACAAAUACAGUAAAUUAACUCUUAGAUUUUGAAAUCUCAAUAAGAUUAAGGUAAAGUUGCAGCCAUAAAAUUCAACAAAGAUACAUCAUCAAGAGAAAAAGCAUUAGAAUUUGCUAAGAAUAUACCUAAACCUUAAGUAAUUCCAACAAAAGGCACAUAAUCCACUAACACUUUAGGAGCAAAUAAUACUCUCCCAUAGUAGUAAUAAAUUUAGCAAUAAAGUUUUAAAGAAAAGGGGAAAGAAGAAAGAAACGUUUAUUCAUCUAUUAAUAACUAUUAACAAAGCAAAGAUCCCUAUUAAGAUGAAUAAGAAAACUAACCAAAUUUAAGUAUUGGAUUGAAUUAAGAAAUAGAUUUUCACGAGCAGUAGCAUCUAGAAUUUUUAAAUUAAAUUGAGAAAAUGACAAAAUGA
Molecule: messenger RNA, 1875 nt
Organism: Tetrahymena thermophila SB210
Lineage: Eukaryota; Ciliophora; Oligohymenophorea; Hymenostomatida; Tetrahymenidae
Exons: 4
Biological process (GO): axoneme assembly
Source: RefSeq, a predicted model, not a curated record